This is a messenger RNA of Jaminaea rosea, 3450 nucleotides long. RefSeq lists its product as hypothetical. The record is from RefSeq and is a predicted model, not a curated record. The transcript has a single exon. NCBI's taxonomy places the organism in Eukaryota, Fungi, Basidiomycota, Exobasidiomycetes, Microstromatales. Bases 442 to 2964 code for a protein of 840 amino acids.
GAAGUCAGCCAUCACUCGCAAAUACUAGCACAUCUGCAAUGCCGUCGGAUCCUUUGUAUUGCCUCCAGCUUUCGACAUAAAGGUUCAACAUCCUUUUGUUCGUGAGAUGGGCUCAAGGGACCAGCUGACGCCCAGACGUUUCGGCAACGCUAGGCAGCCUUGCUUUGUCCCAAUCCGAGACGCGCUGCGCCACGGCGCCAGGGAACAAGGCAAUGACUGAGACGUCAGCAUGCUUUGUGCUCGAGGGCAUCGUGACGAGACGAUACGAUCAAAGACAUAUGAUCAAGCCCAAUAGAUCCUUCUUGAACAUCAUACUACACCAGACAGCAACGAGACUCUCUCAGCCUCCUUACCACUUCUCAUCAUCGACCGGCAGGCCCGCAUCACCACUUUUCUCUGCCCUUUGACAAGCCCCAGGGCCAUCUCAGCAACAUCGUCGCGAUGCUUGACCCGACCGCGUCCAAGCCAUCUCGUCGUCCUUGGCUUCCACUCUUGCAGCCUCUUAUACUCCUCAGCUGCUUCUUUCUCACACUCAUCGUAUUCUCUUGCCCAGACCCGCUUAGCCCCAGUAGUGGGAUAACGCUCUUGACUGUGCGACCGUACAAUAUCUCAGCAGCAGCCGCUAGCUCCUCCGACCUGGACGGCUCAGGUAACAAGACUUCGUCGGCUGGUUCGACGAUCACCUUCGGUGGCGCAAACGCUACGGCCACGACUCUGCCCGCGAAUGCGACGGAGCCUACAGCUCUUGCCACCUCGUCUUCCAGCGAGAACAGUGUCACAGCUUCAGCGGCCUCGACACCUACCGUGGACCCUUCAUCUGCAAACAAUCGCACCCUCGCAGCGCAGACAUCCAUCGCUGCUCCGGCACAGGCCGCAAGCACUCAACCGCAAGGUCAAACAGCAGACAAGAGAUCUUCUCAUGUCAAUGAACCGCGAGCUGAGAUUCAGCCGCUGAUGUCCAACUCCACCACCUCACGCGGCCCGACCCUAGUCAGCUUUGAACGAGUGCCCGAAUCCAACGGCACCAACGAAAGCAACUCCCCCCUUGCCUCACCUUUCACUCCUAGCACUCCCCUCCUCACAGGCGAGGCUCUGUCUUUAAUCGAGCUCAAGAUCUCCCCUCUCGGAUCAUGUUUCCGCACCUGGUCUGGCGCAAGAAGCUGCACGCCCGCCUCCCUCCGGCCUACGUACGAUUCCAGCCACCUGACGAUGAAGGCGCUCGGAGGGUACGAUACGAAGGGCUUGCCCAGCACGAUCAAGACGACCCCAAUCCUCCUCGUGGUAGUGGUCAGUCUACUUGGUUCGCUCUCUCUAUCCUCGACCUUGGGUGCAUCGCUCCGUGUCUGGCCAGGCGCCACCUUCGGCCAGCCGCUCCUUCAAGGCGGUGCAGCUCAGCGUGCGUGGGCAAGUACGCAACGCGUAGCCCUCUGGCUGCGUUUGGGGGUGGCCCUCCUUCUCCUCGGUACUGCAGUCAGCAUGCGCCUCGUAGUCAGCAAAGCCGCCUACGCAUUCAAUGCCUCGAAUGCAGCGCGCACCCUCAACACGGCCUACCUCACACCGGAAGCGAUGGCCCUCCCUGGCGCUGGUCAACAGGUGGGCCUCCAGGCUGUGACGGGUCGAGCUUUUGGUUUGCUAUGGGCUAGCGUGGUACUGCUGCUUGCGGAGUUCUGGUGGGAGAGAAGGAGGCUGAGGAUGGAACAGGCCAUCGCCGUUGCGAGAGCGGAUCUCGAGGCUGCUUGGGGUCGAGAUGCGGCUGUUGCGAUGAACAAUCUUGGCCGAGACGACGUGAAGCGGCAGAAGAGUACGAAGAUCGUCAAUAUGCCACCCAAGCAGGACGAAGAGACUUGGUCUGACGACGGCUACGAGCAAAGCUCUGAGGCAGCCAAGCAGCAGCAACCGGGCUUCUUCUGGCCCGCCACCACGACUCCCCACGCGCCACCUUACGUGGCGCGUAAGGCCGUGCCGAGCUACAAGGGCGGGCUUGCGCCUGUGCUGGGCCCGCUCUUCAAACCUGCUCCCGCAGCCGCUCGCGCCAUGGAUCUCAAAUUGCGAGGAGCUACCGCUGCUGAUGGGCAAGGAGGAGGUGCAGUCUACUACAUCCAGGGCAAUGCCCCUUGUGCUGCUCCUGCGCAACGUGUAGUGACGCGUACGAUCGAGAAGGGGCAAAAUCACCAUUACCAUAACUAUCAACAACUCCAGCCGCAGCUCGCACCAACGCUCUCGCGCAAGGACUCCUACUCUUCUUCCUCGUACGCCGCCCCAUCUCUUGUGGGCUCGACUCGCAGCUGCCACCCCUACCAGCCGGCCUACCCACCUCAGCAGCAACAACACCUCCACCCCUCAGCAGCAGCAGGCAUCAUGCCUUACGAAAGCACGGCGAGCGGGCUCUCUACGCCACCUUGGGCCAGCACCUCCGGUCACUCACAGCAGCAGCAACAGCGUGGCCCUCAUCCUCUUGUCUAUCACGCUGCCGCGGCAAGCAGUGACGCCCUCCCUGCGUACGUAGCUGAGCCCCAGCCGGGAGCGCCUUUUGGACAGUACCAUCGCCACGGGAAGACAGAUGGCGACUACGAUGAGGACGCAGAAAGGUGGCACCGUAAGCUUCGAGCCGCGGGUAUCGAGCAUCCGCUCGCACGAGCGGCCAGUGUUGACUCGCCCCGCGGCCUUGCCUUUACGGUGAAGCCAAUCGGCAGGGCAGAGCAGUAUCAUCACCAAGGCGACGAGCAUCCGAUUCAGCGCAGUAACAGCCUCACGGGCCUCGCAGAUGGCACGACUCGUCGUGAGGGUGCCGCGUUUCCCAGCUGGAAGACGCACGAGGCUUUCGAGCUUCAGGCUGCCCCUGCUCCCAGGACUCAGCAGCAGAGGGGCCGACACGGGAGGAGCAACUCUGUCUCAUCGGCUAACUCAAUGGGAAUGCGAUCCGUCGCGGGUAUGGGGAUUGGGUUGCGAUAUGUGCGCUCUUGAUGAGAGUAGGCGGGAAGAAGAGAUAGGAGAGGGGGAAGGGUGAGACUCACGGACUUACUUUAUUCUUGCGCGAAUUGUCAGUCAAGUCAAUACAUGCUCUGGUCUCACUCUGACAUCUCAAUCGUGCCCCACAUCGCCAUCGAUGUUCCCAGAGCUUGCUGAAUCUCGAAAAGCGUUCGUUUCACUGUGAAGGCGUGAGCCGGACAUGCAGCACUGCUACCAUACUUCAUCUCCGAGCUGCGGCCUACUGCCCCUUGGACUUGCCCAUGACUCUUCCCACGAGAUCCUGCACCACCUUAGCCCCGCCAUUCUGCCACCACAGGCUUCCAUUCAAGUACGUAGCGUACGUGCUCCAAAUCGCAUACGGCAAGUUGAGCCAGAGGACUCGCUCAUCGACAUGACGGGCCGUGUCCAGCCACACGAAGAUGGUGGAGGUUAAAGCCGUGAUAUCGAGCAGGGCGAAGCCGAGCGAUCCGAAGCCGAAGU